CAGUCAGAGAGAAAGGGAGUGAGGAAAAGGGAAGUGGUGCUCUGUCUGCAGAGCAGUACAGGACCAUGCUGUCAGGCAGCUUUCUCAUCUGGAUUGGGGCACUGCUUCUGGGACUUGAAGCUUUGCUGAUCAGGGCAUCUGACUUCCAGCAUCAUGGAUACGAGGAGAUGGUUAGGGCUCUUUUUGCUGUCCAAAGCGAAUGCCCUUACAUCACCCGCAUCUACAGCAUUGGUCGAAGUGUGGAAGGACGGCACCUAUAUGUUCUGGAGUUCAGUGAUAAUCCUGGCAUCCAUGAAGCAUUGGAGCCAGAGUUCAAGUACGUAGGGAACAUGCACGGCAACGAGGUUCUCGGCAGGGAGCUGCUCGUCUACUUAUCUCAGUUCCUGUGCGAGGAAUACCGAGCAGGAAACGAGCGAAUCACAAGCCUCAUCCACAACACACGGAUCCACAUCCUCCCUUCGAUGAACCCGGAUGGAUAUGAGGUGGCAGCCAGGCAGGGUCCAGAGUUCAAUGGAUACUUGGUGGGCCGUGGAAACUCAAAGGAGGUGGACCUGAACCGCAACUUCCCAGACCUGAAUGCUCUUGUGUACUACUAUGAGAAGCACAAUGGCCAAAACCACCACCUGCCGCUGCCAGACAACUGGGAACUACAGGUUGAGCCAGAGACUUUAGCAGUGAUCAAAUGGAUGCAGAAUUAUAACUUUAUUCUGUCAGCUAACCUUCACGGUGGAGCUGUUGUUGCCAACUACCCCUUCGAUAAGUCUCGUGAGCCCCGUAUAAGAGGCAAGACCACAUACUCGGCCACCGCUGAUGACAAAAUAUUCCGAAAGUUGGCAAAGACAUACUCCUAUGCCCACAGCUGGAUGCAUAAGGGCUGGAACUGUGGGGAUUACUUUGAUGAAGGCAUCACAAAUGGAGCCAGCUGGUACUCCUUGUCUAAGGGUAUGCAGGACUUCAACUACCUCUACACUAACUGUUUUGAGAUCACUCUGGAGCUCAGCUGUGAUAAGUUCCCUCCAGCUACAGCACUCGCCAAUGAGUGGCUGGCCAACAGGGAGGCUCUGGUGUCCUACAUGGAGCAGGUUCACCAUGGGAUUAAAGGUAUGGUCUAUGAUGAGAAUAACAACCCAAUCAACAAUGCAGAGAUCUCUGUGGCAGGCAUAAACCAUGACAUAACCAGCGGGGUGGAUGGGGACUACUUCCGUCUGCUCUUGCCCGGGACCUACACAGUGACUGCGUCUGCAACAGGGUACCAGCCCUUUACCAGCACAGUGACAGUGGGACCAGCUGAAGCUGUACAGUUACAUUUCUAUUUGAAAGUUCAACCAAAAGUCACAAACUUGAAUGUGAAAGCUCAUACCAACAAGAAAGGCCCAUCAACGGCUAAGGUUCCUCUCACCAACCUUGGACCAAGAUAAAGAGCACAGACUAUUCUCUAAACAUAGACAAAAAUCUGUCUCUGUUUUUAUUUAAACUGGAGUAAAAUAAAGGGAAACAUGGACACUCACUGUGAUGAACCUCACCUUUCUAUUUCUGUAGUUUCUCAGUUGUUUAUAUAGAUGCAUAAAAGUGUGUUUUUCAUUGAGAAAUCCAUAUUUUGCUCUCAUGUUUUUGUAGAGCUUAAAUAUAUAUAAGGUAUGUGUCUUAUAAUGAUGAAUAAAAAGAACAGAAAAAAGUAUUAGCUAAAACAAAAUAUUACUUUUAUGAGGAAUUAGUCAUAGACUAAUGGAGACAUGUAGAAGGCAUGUUACUGGAUACUGCAAAUGAUGAUAAGCUUCAAUAUUAUAAGAAUUCAUUUUUAGAUCAAUUAUCUCAUGCAGUAUGUGGAUGAUAUUAAUAAUAAUACAAAUAAACAUUUUAUCGUUAAAAAACAAA
Xyrauchen texanus (razorback sucker) is the source of this 1875-nucleotide messenger RNA. Its product is annotated as carboxypeptidase N catalytic chain-like. The record is from RefSeq and is a predicted model, not a curated record. The transcript is spliced from 9 exons. Gene Ontology annotation, biological process: proteolysis. Gene Ontology annotation, molecular function: zinc ion binding; metallocarboxypeptidase activity. NCBI's taxonomy places the organism in Eukaryota, Metazoa, Chordata, Actinopteri, Cypriniformes, Catostomidae. Bases 66 to 1418 code for a protein of 450 amino acids.